AAACUUGGCUACUCUGUUUCUGAAGGAUUACAUGAAUUUCAUAAAUGAUAGUUUCUGCUAAUAGCCCAACCUGUUUUGGAAACAUAAAAAUCAUCUAUUCAUUGUUCAAGACCACUAGUUACGCAUUUAUUUUUGUUCAAAAUGGUUAACAAUGACAAAGGCGUAAUUAGUUUACGAUUUAACCAAGACCAGGGAUGCUUUACUUGUUGUAUGGAAAGUGCACUGAGAAUAUAUAAUGUCGAACCUCUGACUGAAAAAUCACAUUAUGAUGCAGAUGUCAUUGGAAGUUUGGCAAAAUGUGAAAUGCUCCAUAGAUCUAAUAUAAUAGCGAUGGUUGGUGGGGGUAAAAAGAGUAAAUACCCCGAUAACGUUGUACUGCUGUAUGAUGAUGCAAAUGAUAUUUUCGUUUCGGAAAUUGCCUUUCCUUCAUCUGUCAAAGCAGUCAGAUUAAGGCGCGAUAAAAUAGUAGUUGCUACUAGUACACAAAUCAACGUAUUUUCCUUCCCCGACAAAAUUGAAAGACUGUUUACACUAGAAACACGAAAUAAUCCUAAAGGUCUUUGUGAAAUUACUCCUGUUAUGACUGCCCAUAGACAUUUCCUGGUGUACCCUGGACGCAAAGUCGGAAGCGUACAAAUUUUGGAUUUGGCCAACACUGAAGCCGGUAGAUCCAGUGCUCCUACAACUAUUAAUGCUCACCAAAAUGAAAUAGCUUGUUUGUCAAUUAAUCAACAAGGGAUUCUGGUUGCUACGGCAUCAACUAAAGGAACUUUGAUCCGAGUUUGGGACUUGGCUAAAAGAAUGCUUCUUGUAGAGCUAAGAAGAGGAACAGAUGCUGCAACCGUUUAUUGCAUAAAUUUCAGCCAGGACUCAGACUUCCUUUGUUGUUCAAGUGACAAAGGAACAAUACAUAUUUUCGCUCUCAAAAAUACUCAGUUAAACAGGAGAUCUACAUUUUCUAAUAUGACCUUCCUAGGAACUUACAUUGAAUCCCAAUGGGCUUUGGCAACAUUCACUGUGCCCCCUGAGUGUGCUUGUAUUUGUGCUUUUGGCUCAAGCAAAUCAGUUAUAGCCAUUUGUGUUGAUGGGACUUUCCACAAGUACGUUUUUAAUGCUGAUGGCAACUGUAACCAUGAAAUAGAAGGCUGUUGUUCUUCACCGGUUUACAAGUGGGCUGCCAGUAAGCAGCUUGUCAAACCUAAAAUGACGGUGAAGAAACGUGUCAAUUUUUUGAGUAAAUUAGUCUUCAUAAUUUUAGCAUUCCAAGUUGUAAAAAAUAUAUGUUUUUAAUUUUUUAAAAUUUCACAAAUUUUA
Messenger RNA from Nezara viridula (southern green stink bug), 1314 nucleotides. The record is from the annotation of a GenBank genome assembly. NCBI's taxonomy places the organism in Eukaryota, Metazoa, Arthropoda, Insecta, Hemiptera, Pentatomidae.